AUGGUGUCCUGGCUGGAGGUGUUGGACCCCCUCCACGCAGGCAUCUUCUUGCUACGCCUGAACGAGCAACGCCUGACCGCCGGGCCCACCCUCUUCUGUGACGUCAACCUCAUCGCCACCAGCGACGCCAAGUUGGCCGCCUGCUGCCAGUACUUCCGCCAGCUGCUGCUGUCGUCGUCUUCCCCACCGCCUACGACUCCUGUAUUAGGCAGCCACCACCCGCCGUCUACCCCCUCUUCCAGGCUCAUCCAGGGGGCUGAGCUGGACCUGCCUAACCUCCAGUCCUGUGUGCUGUCCAACCUGCUUGACUUCAUCUACUCCUCCCGUGUUGCCCGCAAGGGCUCCAAGGGGACCAGGCAUCUGUCGGAGGCGGGCCUCAGCCUUAGGGUGCCCAUCUUGACCAAUCUGGUUGAGGAAGAAGAGGAGGCGGAACCAGGGCAGAUGAAGGGUAAAAGCCGGCAGUGCCGAGGAGGGGAGGCCAUGAUGGAGGGGCUGAUGAAUGAUGAGGCAGACGGCCCCGAGAACGCUAAGAUCACCCUCAGCUUCCCCCUCAGUGCCGCCCUGCCCGCCGCCCUCACCGUUCACAACCACCGCCCCUCCUCAGCCACAUCCUACCCCCGCCGCCGACACUCCUCCAAGGUGUCCAACGAGCCCCCCCCAGCGGGACAGCUCCCCGUCCUCUUCCUCCGCCUCCUCUUCCCCUUCCUCCUCUUCCUCUCCUAUGGAUCUUACCGCACUGGUCAAAAAGGACAUCAAAUCCCCCCCACCUCUUUUCAAAGCCUGUCUGGACUCCCAGUUCCACAGGUUCCCCCCCAGGUCUUCCAAUGGGCCUUUAGGUGGUUACCCAGGGGAGGGGCACAGACUGACCAAUGGCACGGCCUCACCCUCAAAGACUGCACAGAUCCUGUUCAACCUGAGCACUGUGGCCUAUCGGGGCCAGGGGGGCGGGGCACAGACAGAAAGGAGAAAAUAGGGAAAAAAGGAGGGAGGGUGGGCAGCCCCCAAGUUGGAACAAACCUACGUCCACCCAACCUCCACCUUUCUCCUCCUCUUCCUCACCCCUCUGAGUCUUUCACUCUUCCUCCUCACUCCUCCUCCACCCCCCCAGAUGGCCCCGAGCCGGAGCUGAUAUGUGGGGUGUGCCACCGCCUCUUCAGCUCCGCCUCGUCUCUCACGGCCCACAUGCGGCUGCACCGUGGCGGCCGGGCCCUCAGCUGCCAGCACUGUGGCAAAGCCUUCAUCCACAACAAGAGACUGCAGUCACACGAGGCCUCCUGCACGCACGCUCUGAACCCGGCCCUCCCAUCUAGCAUCCCCCUUCUCCCCAUCCUGGCCAAAGAGGAGCCCCUGGAGGAAGGGGAGGUUAGGGUGGAGGGAGGACAGAUUGUGGGGGCAAGUGAAGAGGAUAUGAAGCCUGGGAAAGGGAAAAAAGGGCGAGCUCUCCUGGUUCGGCAUGAAGGCGACGUGUCAGAGCUGGUGGGGGACGAGGACCACUUCGUCAAGGUGGUGGACGGCCAUGUCAUCUACUUCUGCUCGGUGUGCGAGCGCUCCUACAUGACCCUGUCCAGCCUCAAGCGUCACUCCAACGUGCACUCGUGGCGCCGCAAGUAUCCCUGCCACUUCUGUGACAAGGUGUUCGCCUUGGCCGAGUACCGCACCAAGCACGAGGUGUGGCACACGGGCGAGCGACGCUACCAGUGCAUCUUCUGCUGGGAGGCCUUCGCAACGUACUACAACCUGAAGACCCACCAGAAGGCUUUCCACGGCAUCAGCCCGGGCCUCAUCUCCAGCGAAAAGACAGUCAACGGCGGUUACAAGCAGAAGGUCAACGCCCUCAAGUUCUACCGCCUGCUUCCCAUGCGUUCCCAGAAGAGACCCUACAAGACCUACAGUGACUCCCUGGCCAACAGCCUGCUGCUGCCCCCGUCUGACCCCUCUGCCGUCCCCUUGCCUCAGCCCCUGGACUGCAGCCUGCCCGGCUCCCUGGACCUUCACAGCCUCAUCAGUUGCUCUCUACCCAAGGGUGUGAAGCCUGACCCUGACGAGUUCCCUGCUGGCUUCCCCCUCUCAGUGGGCCUAGAGCAGGGAGAGAUCCCCACACUGCCCCCCUCCCUGACAGGUAUGGCCUUAGGGAGAGUAGCUGACAGAGAGACAGAGUCAGAGCAGGUAGAUAGCUGUGGCAGCAGCUCCAAGGCAUCCGUUCGUAACAAAGUCAAAACUCCAAAGGUCAGCGGUAGCCCAGAGUUGGGUUUGUCUUCUGUCAUCACAUACGGCCACUCCAAGCCCUCCGUCAUUGUGCAUGGCACAGCAGCGCCAUCCGUCAUUGUCCAUAGCAACCAGGUCACCUCUGGGGCCGGGAAAGGCCCCCUGAGCAGUCCCUCCCCUGAAGCUAGCAACAGCCAGACACUCCCCAAGGUCAGUGCAAAGCUUGUUAAAAUUCACAGGGAAAGUACGGAGAGCCAUAGGAAGAGAGCUAAAUUAGUGGAUAGUUCAGAUGCCACAGAGGAGGGGGAGAGGAGAUCAGAAACAGGUAGGUCCCAUCAUAAGUCCCGCAAGGGGCACAGCAAGAGUGACAGCUCCUCAGCCAAACAGUCGUCCACAGGGUCAGAGGGCAAAGGGGCCGGGCCGCUGUGCCAGAUCACGGUGCGGAUAGGCGAGGAGGCCAUGGUCAAACGCAGCAUCUCCGAGACGGACCUCAAGAGGGACAGGAGCCCCCCUCCUUCCAGAGCCAAAAGGAUGGACUACUCCCCACAUGACUCCAAGGAACCUCGCCACUCCCACCACCACCACCACAAACACCGCUCCCAUCGCAGCUCUAGUGUCGAAGCUGAGGGGGAGAGAGGAGGAGAUGGGGAGAGAGAAAAUGGAGAGGGGGACAGCCGGAAGAAAAGCCCAAAAGCCACGGGCAAGGUCAGGGAGUACUACUUCCGCCAGGAGGUGCGCAAGCAGGGGCAGAGUGAGGAUGAUGAGGACAACCUCUGGAGGCCCUACUACUCAUACAAGCCCAAGAGGAAGGCCCCUCAUGCCCACAAAACAAAGAACUGGCAACGCAAACUCCACUACAAACGCUCCCUCCGGCUAAUGAGGAGGGCAGAGAGACUCAUGGACCAUGUGAAUAAGGAAGACCAAGAGAAGGAGGAUGGAAAGAUGGAUGAGGUGGAGCAGGAAGUGGGGGAGGUGAAAGAUCACAUGGUGCAGGAGGAGGGAGAGGCACCUGAAUCGUUCAGUACUUCCUCUAUACCUUCAAAAGAGAAGGACAAAGAGGGGGAGGAAGAAAUCGGGGAAGCCCACCUUAAGCUCGCUGAUCCUCCCCUGGUCUCUCCCCAGCCCCCAUUGUCUACCUCAGUCCCCCCUAUGGACACAAAACGCCGGCUCUGGUCCGAUGGAAGUGCGUCGGUGUGCGAUACGUGUGGUCGCUGGUUCUCCAGUUCCAGGAAGCGGGAUAAACACGAGCUUAGCCACCUGCUGGAGUUUGUGUGCCUCCUCUGUAGGGCCCCCUUCCCUUCCAGGGACCAACUAGAGGACCACCAGAGAGCCCAGCACCCCAAAGCCCCCAACCCCUCGUCUGUGCCAUCCCGAGCGGGGUGUCAGUCUCGAGAUGAGGGCAUGGAGACAGAGACGGAGUUAACAGAGGUAGACAGGGCAAGAGAGAGGGUUAUACUAGGGAAGGGAAGUCCAAGUUGCCUAAGCAGGAGGUCAUUGGCGAGACACACCUGUCCGCAGUGCCAUAAGGUGUGCAAGACAUCCUCAGCGCUAAACCGCCACGUGAGGCGCCACGAGUUAAGCAGCUCCCCGGAGAGAGAAAAGGAGGAGACGCAGACAGAGUCAAAAACAGCAGCAGCAGCAGAGACAACAGUUAGCACUGUUAGCAAAGACGUAGACACCACGAGUGACCAUGUUCCUAUUGUUCACUCUGUCCCCGUUAUCAGCUACCCUAUCCCAGAGACACAGCAUAGUAGCGAGGCCAUAGAGCCGCUGCAGUGCGCGAGCCAGCCUAGCGAGGUGAAAGCAGAGCACCAAACUCCAACACCGUGCAGCGGCCCUGAACUCAAAGAACUUAAUGAACUCACAACUCCCAUUCCUGACAGAGCGCCCAGUCCUCAGAUUAUUCAGCCCCCUCCAGAGAUCCCCACUGCCGACCGGCCGACACCAUCUCCCUCCCUCUGCUGCUCCUCGGCCCUCCAGGGUGUGCUGGUCAUGAGCAGCGGAGCUGAAUGUCUGGACUACCGGACCCCAAGGAAGAGGAGUCUGGAGGGGCAGAACCACAGGAGGACCAGCCCUGCACCUGUCACUUCUCCAAAUAUGGCCCCGACCUUGCAGAUGAGAAUCAGCCAUACUGCUGCUCCUCUGUCCGUUGCCAUGACAACAGUGCCCCUCCAAGGGGUCUGUGGUGUGAAGCAGGAGGGUGAUAUUGUGGGAAAAGGACAGAGGGAGGGAUGUGGGAUCAGCCUCCUCCAUCAUGCUGGUUUUAAGAACUCACCAGUGGCCCAAGAUCUCAGGGUCCCACCCUUGUCCAGGAGCCCCAGUCCCAACCAAGCACAAGACCUGACCAUGUCCUCGAUUUUAGCCAGGGAGAGGGAGGUGGAGAGGGAAAGGCAGAGAGAAUGGGAGAGGGAGAUGAAGAGAGAGCUGGAAAGGGAACAGGAUAUGGAGAGAGAGUUGGAAAGGGGGAGGCAGAGGGAAAGGGAUAUGGACAGAGAGCUAGAAAGGAGGAAGCAGAGGGAGAGGGAGAUGGACAGAGAGCUGGGAAGGAGGAAGCAGAGGGAGAGGGAGAUGGACAGAGAGCUGGGAAGGGAGAGGCAGAGAGAAAGGGAGAUGGAGAGGGCUCAGCAGUCAAGGGGAGCAUCACUACAGGAGCAGCCCAGAGACAUGGAGGGGACCCUCCUGGUACCCAAAGAGGAGCCGAUUAGUCCCGCACUGUCCCCGAUACACACACCAAUUCAAACUGCUAUUAACAGCCCACCCUUGCAGAGGCGGCCCUCCAAGUUUCCCCGCCGCUUCCCCACUGCUAUGGACCUGCUGAUGCAGGCCAAUCAACAGGUUGCCCAGUCCCUGCGUGGCACACAGGGUCUCGAGAGGUUUCAGUUGCCCCCUGGGUCGGUCAGUGGCAGCGACCGCCCUUCUGCCCAUGCCCUGCUGCUCCCCCGGGACCCCCCACCGUCCGAGGAAGAGCCCCUGGACCACUCCCCAGCGCCAUCGAGAGACCCUCACAGAGGGGAGGUCACUGCCAGGGGAUACCCCAUGCAGGACUACCCGCUGCCCCUCAUCGUCCAGGGUGGCUACCGCUCUGGCAAGAAGCAGGAGGACAACCUGCUCAUGUCCUACCCGACGGGGCCUCUCGCCUUCGGGCCGCUGGGGAAGAUGGUGCCUACCGGGGAUCUUGCCAAACUGCCGUUCUACCCCGACCCCUACCACCUGCUUUACGGGCCGCAGCUGCUAGCCUACCCCUACAACCUGGCCACCCUGCCCAUGGCUCUGAACAUGAUGGCCCCCGGGGGGGAGAAGGUGGAGCCGUUGCCUUUCCUUCCUGCCCUCUUCAACUACGCUGCUGCAGCUGGUCCCUACGCUGGCAUGGCGCCACACCACCUAGUGGGGAACCCCAGCCUCUACAACAGCAGUGGCGGCAGCAGCAAGAAACAGCGGGACAACAGCAACGGAAAGUUGUAGAAGGUGUAUAUAGAAAUGACAUCUGAGGAAUAUUUCAAAGCGGACGACCAGUCCCUGUAGUGGAGAAGGAAGGGUGCCAUCGGCUCCUUUGUAGUGCGUACACUUGCACAGUCCCCUGCCUCUCUUUUGUAAAGUAGCGAUCAGAGCCAAAGCGUUGAAUCAGGAGGAGGGUUGAUGUGAAGUGGGGGAGUGAAGUAAGAGGAGGAGAGAAAAAAGACAGAUCCAUCAUUCCCCUCUCCUUUCCUCUGGCUCGCCCCAUUCACCUCUCCUUUCCUCUGGCUCGCCCCAUUCCCCUCUCCUUUCCUCUGGCUCGCCCCAUUCACCUCUCCUUUCCUCUGGCUCGCCCCAUUCACCUCUCCUUUCCUCUGGCUCGCCCCAUUCCCCUCUCCUUUCCUCUGGCUUGCCCCAUUCACCUCUCCUUUCCUCUGGCUCGCCCCAUUCACCUCUCCUUUCCUCUGGCUCGCCCCAUUCCCCUCUCCUUUCCUCUGGCUCGCCCCAUUCACCUCUCCUUUCCUCUGGCUCGCCCCAUUCCCCUCUCCUUUCCUCUGGCCCGCCCCAUUCCCCUCUCCUUUCCUCUGGCUCGCCCCAUUCCCCUCUCCUUUCCUCUGGCUCGCCCCAUUCCCCUCUCCUUUCCUCUGGCUCGCCCCAUUCCCCUCUCCUUUCCUCUGGCUCGCCCCAUUCCCCUCUCCUUUCCUCUGGCUCGCCCCAUUCCCCUCUCCUUUCCUCUGGCUCGCCCCAUUCCCCUCUCCUUUCCUCUGGCUCGCCCCAUUCACCUCUCCUUUCCUCUGGCUCGCCCCAUUCCCCUCUCCUUUCCUCUGGCUCGCCCCAUUCACCUCUCCUUUCCUCUGGCUCGCCCCAUUCCCCUCUCCUUUCCUCUGGCUCGCCCCAUUCCCCUCUCCUUUCCUCUGGCUCGCCCCCCCAUUCCCCUGUCAUUCCCCUCUCCUUUCCUCUGGCUCGCCCCAUUCACCUCUCCUUUCCUCUGGCUCACCCCAUUCCCCUCUCCUUUCCUCUGGCUCGCCCCAUUCCCCCUCCUUUCCUCUGGCUCGCCCCAUUCCCCUCUCCUUUCCUCUGGCUCGCCCCAUUCCCCCUCCUUUCCUCUGGCUCGCCCCAUUCACCUCUCCUUUCCUCUGGCUCGCCCCAUUCACCUCUGGUUUCUGUUCUCACGUCUUUCAGUAGAAAUAGUUCAAGAGCUUGAUUAAUUGUCCUCUCAAACUUGUUACGACAAUAUCUAUAAUAUAAGAAUAACAACAGCUAACAGGGUGUGUUUUGCGAAUCAUUUGUUUCGGUCCGCUUCCCAUUCUGUUGACCGCAUAGAAAUACAGGGGAGGCCUUGUUUUAGGGACAGAAGGGAUCAGCCAAAAUGGACAUAAUUCGACACGGUGGGAGUCGGAGCAUUAAAUUACACUGUGUGAGUGUGUGAUAUGUGUGAUUGCUUUAGUAAACUUGUGCUCCAAGUGUCUGUGAGAGCUUUAUAUGAACAGGUAACAUGCACAGUAUGUAGGAAUUCUGUUUGUGAACGCUGAGGUGGGAUUCUGCUUGUUUGGCGUGGAUGUGUGUGUGUGGAUGUGUGUGAGUGGCUGUAUGGCUGCCAUCUGAGUGCUGAUCGUUCCAUGGGGUUCUGAGGUGUUAGCAACAUUCUAACACUAGAUGGACUAGGCAUUAUAGGUCAGUGCAUAGAAGCAUUAGAAGGAAUUCCUCUAUUUCCCGUUCACAAAGCAGCAACUCUAGCAAACCUUUUGCCUGGAGUAGAAUCUGUCAAUUACCGAUCUUGUGAGCUUAUGUUACCUCCAGUAACCAUAGUGGCCAGAUGAAUUUCAGUCCGGGUCACUAACCUAAGACCAUAGUGGCCAGAUGACUUUCAGUCCGAGUCACUAACCUAAGACCAUAGUGGCCAGAUGACUUUCAGUCCAGGUCUGCUUCGAGGUUCAUGUUAGUUUUUACCUUGUGCAUAACAACUGGAAAACAUUCCUAGAAAAAGGGGGGGAAGACUUGACACUUGUAGCUGUUAUGCACAUGUACUGUAGCUGGCCACUGGGUGACAAUCAUAGGCUAGUGUAGACCAUACACUUCCAGUUGUCCUUGUACUCAUCUCAUUUCUUCCAAGGAUUGAAAAUAAUAAAACAAGAAUCAGUCAACCUUUUUAUUCUUGUGGCCUUUUCCCUCCCCCUGAUGCCCCCUGGUGUCCACCAAAGACCCACUCCAUUUGCUAGGCCGUGUUGAAGAGAGGGAGUGUACAAGGAAAUACAUAGAGAUGGAAUCAGGGCAGGGCAAUUUCUGUGAUCCUAAGAGAGAGAUUAAAAGAGAAACACAGAGGCCAGGGCGCACCUAGGCCAGUACCCUCAACGGAGCUUCCUACAUCUUGAUGUCGAAUCAAAAAGACCCCUCCCCCUCCACUGAAAGGAGAUAGAAAAGGACAAGGCGAAUGGAGUCGGAAGACGCAGUAAGAUCACGCCACACUGAGGUCUGCUUGUCUCAGACAGCUUUUUGUGUUCCAAUAGCUCCUCUCCUCCCUCCCUCCUUCUGCGCUCUGGGGUAGAGAAGCGAGAGGUGACGUAAUCGUCUCCCACAGAGCUGGUGUUGAAGGGCCGGGCUUAGCAGCAUCCACUGUGCCGCUCUGAGUUUCCCAGAAUCCUGUGGGACUUUUUCCUGUUCUGAGUCUUUCUCUGUGUGAUUUAUGUGUUACACUACAUUUUUGGAUUUGUUUAACUUUUUCUACCCCCUUUAGCUAGGGAGACAAAAGUGGAUUCAGCAAAAAAGGGGGUUUGAGUACACUUAUAAAUAUGAAUGUAAUUUUAGUAAAGAGGUUAUUGAAGUACAAAAUGCAUUAAAGGUAGAUGGAUUUCAGUUUUUCUGACUUGAAAAAUAACAUGUGUAAAGAGUCGUUAAGAAGUCUGGUAUGCAUAUAUACUGUACAGUCCUAGGAACAUCAAGACACUUGGGUUCUGUAUCCACUAAAGCAUGAGCAACACUCGCUUCCUAACAGUUUAUAUCCUCCUAGGUAUCCAAAAUCACUCACUUUCUCUUCCCCAUAACUUUGUUUCUUUUCCCUUCCACAUCCUGUCCUUUCCCCCAUUAUCUCAGCUCUCAAUCUAGGUUUUGUCUCGGUUGUAUUUGUUCCGGAGUAUAACCCCCUCAAAAAGAGCAGCUGCCGCGUUUAUUUCUCAGAAUCAGUAUGGGAGCUGUCCAAUUAUCCCCCUUCCUCCCCAAACAAACACACACUUUACACCACCUCUUUGAAGUGUGUAAUGGGGUAUGUGUGUAUGAUGCCACCGCUGUGCUGUUCGUUUCGGGCAGGAGGACGAAAACACAGCGUGACCAACCGCAGGGGCUUGCGGCCUCCACUUGGGUGUGGUUACAAGCCUUUUGUGCGUCUCGUGUGUGUGUGUGCGUAUCUCUGUGUGUGUGUGUGUGUGUGUGUGUGUGUGUGUGUGUGUGUGUGUGUGUGUGUGUGUGUGUGUGUGUGUGUGUGUGUGUGUGUGUGUG
Molecule: messenger RNA, 9150 nt
Organism: Oncorhynchus masou masou (cherry salmon)
Lineage: Eukaryota; Metazoa; Chordata; Actinopteri; Salmoniformes; Salmonidae
Exons: 2
Coding region: 1-5667 (1888 amino acids)
Source: RefSeq, a predicted model, not a curated record